Carica papaya (papaya) is the source of this 1020-nucleotide messenger RNA. Its product is annotated as large ribosomal subunit protein uL16. Lineage: Eukaryota; Viridiplantae; Streptophyta; Magnoliopsida; Brassicales; Caricaceae. Gene Ontology annotation, cellular component: ribosome. The record is from RefSeq and is a predicted model, not a curated record. Gene Ontology annotation, molecular function: structural constituent of ribosome. Gene Ontology annotation, biological process: translation.
CGCAUACGCGCAAACGUUUUAGGGUUUCCCGUCUAUAUAUACGCCAGCCUCUCUGGCCAUUUCUCCUCAUUUAGGGUUUGUUUACAGAGUCUCCGGUUCAGAAGAACGCGGCGUCAUGGGACGAAGACCUGCAAGGUGCUAUCGCCAAAUUAAGAAUAAGCCCUACCCCAAAUCGCGGUACUGUCGCGGUGUUCCUGAUCCCAAGAUCAGGAUCUAUGAUGUGGGUAUGAAGAAGAAGGGUGUGGACGAAUUCCCUUUCUGUGUUCAUUUGGUUUCAUGGGAGAAGGAAAACGUGUCCAGUGAAGCCCUCGAGGCCGCACGUAUUGCCUGCAACAAGUACAUGGCCAAGUAUGCUGGAAAGGAUGCCUUCCAUUUGAGGGUCCGAGUCCAUCCUUUCCAUGUUCUGCGUAUCAACAAAAUGUUGUCUUGUGCUGGGGCUGACAGGCUCCAGACUGGCAUGAGGGGGGCUUUUGGCAAGCCACAGGGAACUUGUGCCAGGGUUGCUAUUGGCCAGGUUCUUCUGUCUGUUCGCUGCAAGGAUAGUAACAGCCACCACGCUCAGGAGGCACUUCGCCGUGCAAAGUUCAAAUUUCCUGGUCGUCAAAAGAUUAUUGUCAGCAGGAAGUGGGGAUUUACCAAAUUCAGCCGCUCUGAUUAUUUGAAAUAUAAGUCAGGGAACAGGAUUGUCCCCGAUGGUGUUAAUGCUAAGCUUCUUGGAUGCCAUGGACCCUUGGCAAAUCGUGAACCUGGAAGGGCAUUUUUGCCAGCUACAGCUUAAAUGUGAUGGAUCAGAAUCAUAGAUGUUAUAGUCAUCUGUAGCCUUGGAAGGAUUUAUUUUGUUGAUCAGCGUUUUUUGUUUUGUGUUUGAGAACUACCUAUCACCCAAGUCAUUGAAUACUAGUACUACAUCUGUUAAGAGAUUUUUCUGAAUUGUUAAUUUUUCGUUCUUAAUUCUUAUGGUUUUGAGUAACUAUGUGGUAUCUUUUAAAUUUAUGUUUAUGCUUUUAUUUGAGCUCCUGA